AUGCCUUCAGACUCCGAGAUAGAGACUUCAACCCUUAUGCCACACGCUGAGCCUCGUCCGCAGAUCCGCCGGCCACUCAGCAGCAUUGACUUGCCUCCCGUGGUCCUCCCGGAGAGCUCAGCACGAGGAGACAAGCAAGCUGAGGUCAGGGAAAGCCUAUCCGACGAGAGCUUACGGGCGGACACUCCUGAAGAGAAGGUGUGGACGGAUGAGGGGAGGAAGUGGCUGGAGUUUGGUGAGGCGGUGUUGAAGGAGGUCUGGAGUGACGCUCGGGACUACCUGCACACAAGUAUCCAUCCCAAGCACGGCGGCGGAGACUCAGACAGCUGGGGUAGCGCCGAAGGACAAAGAACGCGGCCUCCGCAGCCUCCGAUUAACCAGCAUGAGGACGCGACGACGUUCUUCAGGGAUGGGCGGCGGCGCAUUGACUACGUGCUGGUGUAUGAGGACGCGGAGGGAGCGGCGCGGAGGACCCAGGAGCGGGAGAAGACGCUGAUUAGGACGGUGAGCGAGAAGAGGAUGAAGAAACACGAGACUUGGCGGGAGAAGUUCAUGACCUCGCUAAUGAAGGCUGGGCUACAUAUGGAGGAGGUGAGUGCUGCAUGGAAGUCGAUGUUUUGUUAUGUUAAGUCGAGGUUUGGUUAAGAUAGGUCGAUGUUUUGUUACGGAAGUCGAGUUUUGGGUAGGGUUAGUCGAAGUUAGGUUAUGUUUAAUUGAUAAAUCGAUUAUUUAGUUUAAUUGAUGAUCGAUAAAACAUAAAUUGAAGAAGAGAUUGGGAGAGAAAUGCAAAAAGAUAGAAGGAAAAGGAAAGGUGAAGUGAAAUGUACUCUGGAAAAUUAAAUAUUAAGGUAGAGAGAAAAAGAGAAAGGGAAUUAAGACAGACAGGAACAGAGGCGAAAGAAAAAAGAAAUAAAGAGGAAUUAAGUAGGAGAUGGAAACAGAAGCGAAAGAGGAGAUAGAAGUAAAAGGAAAAGUAAAUGAGUUAGGAAUUAAAGAGAUAGAAACAAAAUCGAAAGAAAAUUACAAGGAAAAGGAAAGGA
Messenger RNA from Eriocheir sinensis (Chinese mitten crab), 1040 nucleotides. RefSeq lists its product as uncharacterized. Gene Ontology annotation, molecular function: protein dimerization activity. Bases 1 to 645 code for a protein of 214 amino acids. NCBI's taxonomy places the organism in Eukaryota, Metazoa, Arthropoda, Malacostraca, Decapoda, Varunidae. The transcript has 2 exons. The record is from RefSeq and is a predicted model, not a curated record.